Molecule: messenger RNA, 4185 nt
Organism: Mesorhabditis spiculigera
Lineage: Eukaryota; Metazoa; Nematoda; Chromadorea; Rhabditida; Rhabditidae
Source: the annotation of a GenBank genome assembly
AUGCCGUGGAGAGGACGCAGGCAAAAGCCAAACAAAGGCGGUGUUAGCGCAGAUCCAAAUACGAACCCGGGGUUUGGAUUCCUAGCCACCUCACAGACGGACAAGCCUCCUCAGCAACCUUCUGAACCAACCGCCGGCCCUUCACAAAGAGGCGAAACAGAAAGAAAUAGGGGAUCUCGACGUCCCAGAGGUCGUCGGCGAGGCGGUGGACACAGUUCCGGCAACGAAAACCGGGCGCCUAACACGUGGCAAACUUCCAGCAACGGGCACCACCCUUACCGUGGAAGAGCCCAACGCUCGGACAACUACGGGAUGCAGACUUCGAGUCAGCCAGCCUACUCUCCGUCAAUUUAUAACGGGUGCCGUCCGGUCAGCGUCGCUCGUUACGAUGAUGAUUUCGGCCGCUCUUCACGCAGCAACUACCCUUCCCACGAUUAUCGAGAUGAGAACGUUCCUCGACACUAUACCGGCAAUGAUAGAAUUCAGCCACAAUCACAAUAUGCCGACGGUCCAAAUGUGACUUACGUUAGGCGCAACGUGGAAACUCCAAGCUAUCGCCAAACGAACAACGGAUCUUACUAUGGAUCUGACGGCAGCUGGGGUUAUGAUGAACGGGAUCCAGAAUACUAUCCGACAGGAGGACGCAGUGACAGCUUGCGAAGCAGCCCCUUGCGGGACUACCAGAGUAAUGCGCCAUAUGACCGAGCUCGUUUUGAUCGGGCACAAGAUUGCUACAGUCCGCUUGUUCGGGAAGAACCUUUAUAUCGCCAGAAUUCCAUGGACCACAGAAGCAGCGGCCGCUACUUGGAACGCGAUCCUUAUGAUCAUCGAGACAACUAUCGUCCUCAGAAUCAACGGCAAUCACCGGCCCCGCCGUUGCCUCAGAAUGGCGGAUAUUUGAGGCCAAGCGACCUCCGCGCGGCGUCUGCAAGCUCGAGCCAGCAAACCGUGCGUAAUAUGAACGGUCAUCAGACUCCCUCGAACUGGCGUCCCGAAAACGGCCACUCCUACUCGCGAGCUCCUCAAACGCAAAAUGUGCAGCAAUCAGCGUCUUCGUGCAGCCGCCCUGAUGAUGGAUUUGUGUCCCAGGGCUACCGAAACGAGAAAGCUCAGGGGAUGGCCCCGAGUCACCAUUCGUCACGACCUUCAUCGGCCGCUUGGAGUCAAUCAGCUUACGGCGGUGAACUAGAUGAGGUUGCCAUGGCUGAGAUUGCACGUCGCAGAACUUACCGUGGAGGUGAACAGCCGCACAAUAUGAAUAACAAUGGAAGGGUGAAAACCUACACACGGUCUUCGAAUGGCUUCCGACGGAUGGAGACACCACCGGAUUCGAUGCAUGAAGAUCAAUUGGACGAACUGAACAGCGAAAUUGCCUCCCUGACCGUGGCCAACAGGACGCCACCGACACAAGGUUCUUCAGUCCUACAGGAUUCACCCAUUGAACCGCUUCCGUUUGAGGCGGCUUUUCAUCCACGCUUACCGCCGGCGGAUCGAAGGAAUCUGCAGAGAGUGCGCAUCGAAACCAACCAUUUCCCAAUCGAGCUUGACCUGAGUCGUAUUGUCUACCGUCAUGAUUUACAUGCCGAGUUGAUCCUUCGGAAUGGCGAGCGCGUCUCGGUUAUCGAGCUGACCCGGGUCUCCCGUGAAACGGGUCGUGUAAACUCACAUGCCGAACUUUUACGAAUGGCCGUCCGAAGAGCCCUCGAACUCGUUGGCAUGCUCAACCGUGAGGGGGCGGUCAUCUACGAUGGAGUUGCCUAUCUUUAUUCCACGGAAAAUUUGAUGAUAGCGCUCAAGCCGCAUAACGGAUCUGUGACAGUGAACGUCAACCAACUUCCUCCGCGUGCACGCGGACUCGUUGAAGACUGUGAUUCUGCCGAGAUCCGAAUCCAGAUCCAACCCUGCCGGCAAUUCGCCACCCGCUUCAGCCUGGGCGAAGCGCAGAAGAGGGCGAGAAAUGGGCAAGACAGGUCCCUCAAUCAGUUCCUCGAUAUUUUGACGAGUGCUCCGGCUGCAGAAAAAGGCAAUUACGUAUUCUUCCGGAAUGGCAGCGCUUUUCUUGUCGACCAUCCGAACACUCGCGAAGAUCUGCACUGUGGUCACGAAAGGCGGCUGGGUGUCUCUAAGGGCAUCAAUAUGAUCGACGCACCGGUCGGCAAAAACAGUGGCUGCUCGAUAAUACCCGCCUUGGUUAUGGAUGCAAAAGUCGGCACUUUCUUCAAAGCGACUGGGUUGGUGCAGUUUAUCUGCGAAUUGAACUGUUGGAGAAGCCCACGAGAGGCCAGAUGGAACCCUGCAGUUCUGUCCCAAACGAACCAGCAAAUUACUGGCCUUCGCCUCAAAUAUCAAGACUCAGCCGCUACCUUCAUCUGUGAUGGCUUGAAAAUGGAAGAUGAUCAACCGGCUACCGCCGCAUCUACGAUGGAUCAACCCUUGGUUCCGGGCGAUGAACCGACCAGAACUAUGGCCGAUCGAUACCGUGAAAUGGACCAACCUUUAAGCUUGGAGCACUGGCCACUGAUCAAUGGACGACGAGGAAAGAUCCGACUGGGACAAGCAUAUCCUGCGGAGUUUCUCGGCAUCUGUGACCAUCAACGCGUGCCCAAGUUCAAGGCUUUGACUGAACCUAAAUCCCCACAACUUCCACGUGAUCGUUGGGACACCAUUCAUAACCACAUGGUCGAAUUGGAUCUGGCCGGCGAUGGAAAUUCGAUUUUGAGCAGCUUUGGCGUCCGGGUGGCCGCCCGUCCUUUGGAAGUAGAAGGUUUUCGACGUGUUGCACCACAGGUUCGGUAUGGUGACGGCCAGGAGGUCGCAACGGACCAAAUCACGACGGCUUGGCGUUCGCGAGGGCAAAAGUUCGCUACGGCCAUGCAGAUCGAUUUGCUUGUUCUGACAUGGAACGGUGAUGGCAUGUCUGAUUCCGAGGCUCGCAAUAUGCCGCGAAAUUUGCGGUCCUUCGCCCAAAAUUUAAAGAAGGAAGCCCUAAAAAAGGGCAUGAAAAUUGGAGAGACGUUUAUCGAAUAUAGUCCGAUCAAGAUCAGAACUGAACUCAGCCAUGAUGGAAUCUUUCGAAAGGCGGCGGAGCAUCAACGCUCACUGAAGACUACCGACCCUACUGUCAUCGUGAUCUACGUCGACCAUAAAUCGCAAAAGACGCAUGGGCUGCUGAAGCUUGCCGAAAUACGGUACCAGGUCGUCACGCAGCAUCUCACUUCCAAGAACAUGAACGUGAUUGCCAGCGGCGGAGGUGGCUCUGCUAUGCUCGAGAAUUUCUUGAUGAAGAUGAAUGCGAAAAUGUUGGGCGUCAAUCAUGCGGUUAUCCCCGAGUCAUUUGCUCGCGAUGACUGGUACGGCCGGACGUUGUUCAUCGGCUACGAUGUGGCGCAUCCCACCGGCGCCGAUUCGAUGCAAAGUCGCCUACUGGGUCGUCCUGAGAACGCUUCCGUAGUCGGGUUUUCUGCGAAUUGUGGCCGUGAGCUGGAUCAGUUUGUUGGCGAUUUCGCAUACCAGGAGCCCUUGGUUGAACAAGCUGAUACCCGAGUGCUUGGUUCUCGUAUACAAUGGAUGCUGCAAUUGUGGCAACGAAAUCGGGGCGAAAAGUUGCCAGAUGCCAUUUACAUUUUCCGAGAUGGCGUCUCCGAGGGACAAUAUCAAAUGGUACGCGACUUCGAGUUUCCCGCCAUCACCGAAGCCUGCCACGAAUUCCAACACGGCUACCGCCCAAAAUUUGCGGUGAUCAUCUGCACGAAGCGCCACAAAACACGUUUAACAAAAGCCAGCGUGUACAAAAACCUCGAUUCGCGCACCGUCGUCGACACAGACAUUGUCAACCCGCACCUCACCGAAUUCUACAUUCAAUCGCAUCAGACUGUCCAGGGCACUGGCAAAUCGACCAAGUAUGAACUACUCAUCAACGAUAUUCCGGGCGUCACGCAAGAUUCCCUGCAGUCGCUUGCCGUGGCCCUUUCCUUUCAACAUCAGAUUGUCGCUGCCCCGAUCUCUCUACCGGAGCCCGUCUACCAAGCCGAUGAAUGGGCAAAGCGAGGCAGCGACGUGCUCAAGACAUACAAGGAGCUGAAUUUCGAAAUGCCACGGCUUGCCAACGGCACGAUCGACUGGAACCGCCUCACAGAAAAACUUUCCUACAGGGGGAAAUUCCUCGACGGAAGUCGUGUCAACGCU